UUUAAUUCUAUAAUUAUUAACUACCAUAAUCUCUUAGCUUGACCUUAUUUUCAACAUUAAUUGGAUAUAUCAAAUAUUCUAUUUGAUGCCUCCAAUCCACGUCCACCUUCUCUUUCGAUUCCCAUGGAUUUGGACAAGGGUGUCGUUGACACUUCUACUUGUUGUGUCGAAGAAGAAGAAACUGUUGGAGAUGGAAUUGCAGAACCGGAUGUUGGUAUGGAAUUUGAAUCUGAAGAUGCUGCCAGGAGAUUCUACACAGAGUAUGCCAGACGGGUAGGAUUUGCUGUGCGUGUUAUGCAACGUCGACGUUCGGGGAUUGAUGGAAGAACUCUUGCUCGUCGUCUUGGAUGUAACAAACAGGGUUUUUCUCCUAAUCACAGGACUGAUGUUGGCCCGGACAAGAAGCCUAGGCCCGGUGCACGAGAUGGUUGCAAAGCUACAAUCUUGGUUAAAAUGGAAAAGUCUGGAAAAUGGGUGGUUACUAGAUUUGAAAAGGAUCAUAAUCAUCCUUUAGUUGUCACCACCUCUGGAUUCAGUUCAUCAGGUGGCAAGGAUAAGAAAAUUGAAGAGCUUACUCAAGAGUUAGAGCAUCAGGAGCAAUUAUGUGCAACUUAUCGUGAAAAAUUACUCAGUUUUAUGAACAACGUUGUGGAGGAAGCAGAAGAACUGGCUUCAAAAAUUCAAGUUAUUGUGGACAGUGUCAGGAAAGUUGAAUCGGAAGUGCAAAAGUUUUCCCGUCAUGGAUAGCCUUGGCAUUUAACGUUCACCAACACAGGAACUAUCUGCCGAUACACUGCAGACAAACACGUCAGGCAUAUGUUAAUGAGCUUGUAACUCAACUAACAUCCAUUUCCCUCUCUUCCAAGAGGUCUCAGGUUUUAGUCUCUCUUUCGCAACAAGUGAGGCUUACACAGGCCAACUGCAAUUUCAGAUGAAACGGCAUGCCACUCAAGUUUUGUUUAUCAUUGUCUAUGUUUCUUUCCUUUAUUCAUAAUGUUCAGGAACAAGUUUGCUUCUUCCUUUCAGUCCAUAAAGGGCAUUGGUCAAAGCUGGACAUUCAUCUAAUGAGCUGCGAAUAUGCUUUGGAUGAAUGACAGGGAAAAAAAAUAAUCUUUUGGCAUUGCCUUGGCACUGCACAAGAACUGAAAACCCUUUAGAAGCAUAAAAGUAAGCAAUUUACGAAA
Messenger RNA from Populus trichocarpa (black cottonwood), 1184 nucleotides. RefSeq names its product protein FAR1-RELATED SEQUENCE 5. The record is from RefSeq and is a predicted model, not a curated record. Bases 124 to 747 code for a protein of 207 amino acids. The transcript is spliced from 4 exons. Lineage: Eukaryota; Viridiplantae; Streptophyta; Magnoliopsida; Malpighiales; Salicaceae.